UCAAAACAACGAUUACCAGGUGGGUUCUUGUUGAAGAUUUUACAAGUAUGGAAGAAAUUCCUGAGGAGAGUGACCCAGUUCAAAGUGGAAAUAACUCUAUCGAGGUAGAGAUUGUCAGCGAUGAAGAAUUUCAAAUUCUGGAUGAAGCUCUUCAGAACGCCAUGAUGCAGAUUGCUCAGGAAGAGACCAAAAGCAUUGAACACAGAGAGGACAUCAAUUGCUCUUUGAUUAAGGAGGCUUUGACUCCUCUUGAAAAGUUCAAAGGUGGUCGUGGUUACUUAAGUGUGAGUGAUUUAACUGCUCAAUUUUGGUGUGAACAGCAAAUGGAGUAUGCCUUCACAGCUCCAGAACUUAAACAAGAAUCUGAGCCAAUGAGAAUGGGAAAACUCAUUCAUCUUGAAAGAGAACAAGAAUUAUAUGACCUUGUGGAGAUCAAAGUAGAGUCUAAAGAGGACAAGUGGGCAACCAAAUUUUUGGACUGUCUUUGUAAAAUUGCUUUGCUUGAGGCAAAACAAACAGUGCGAGAACUUCCAGUUUUUGGGUGGCCUUUUAACAUGGGAGUGUUUGUUUAUGGAAUUAUUGAUGAAGUACAUUUCAACGAGAUGGGGCAGUUAGAACUGUUAGAGUUGAAAACAAGGAAAAGGAAAAGCUUACCAUCCAAGGCACAACAAAGACAGGCGUCCUUACAAGCAAUGAUCUACAGCAUUAUGUUUAAUGACUUGCUCUUAGGAAAGGCUGACCCUUCAGUGCUUUUAUCACAACUUCAAUUAAAUGGAGAUGCCAUCCUUUCAAAAGAUGUUUCACAAUAUGCAAGAGACUGUGGAGUUCAGUGUGACAAACUCAUUCAAAUUACCAAUCUUCUAAUAAGAAGAUUCCAACAGUCUGACAUACCAAAGUUAAAUUCAAUAGCAGUAGAGUAUUGCAUGCAAGAAACCUGUCAAGUGAUUGGUAGAACUAGCAUGGAUUUGGACAAAGAAUGGACACAGUCACAGCUUAUUAAAAUGCUACCAUACUGGAGAGGAGAAAGGGAAACUGUUGGUGUGGAAAUAGAAGAAGCCUGGAAAUGCAGUAGAUGUGACUUUGCAGACAUUUGCGAGUGGAGAGUAAAAAAAGACAAAGAGUACAGAACAAAAUCAGAUGCUAGGAAGCUUUGACACCCUGUGGCUAAUUAAACUAUGCUAAAAACAUUUCCUGAUUUGUUCAGAGGAAAACCACAAUGUGAUAAAAAGAGCAGAUACUUU
This is a messenger RNA of Pocillopora damicornis (cauliflower coral), 1241 nucleotides long. RefSeq names its product exonuclease V. Gene Ontology annotation, molecular function: single-stranded DNA 5'-3' DNA exonuclease activity. Gene Ontology annotation, cellular component: nucleus. Gene Ontology annotation, biological process: interstrand cross-link repair. The record is from RefSeq and is a predicted model, not a curated record. NCBI's taxonomy places the organism in Eukaryota, Metazoa, Cnidaria, Anthozoa, Scleractinia, Pocilloporidae.